Molecule: messenger RNA, 2048 nt
Organism: Cyclopterus lumpus (lumpfish)
Lineage: Eukaryota; Metazoa; Chordata; Actinopteri; Perciformes; Cyclopteridae
Product: E3 ubiquitin-protein ligase TRIM7-like
Exons: 2
Coding region: 97-1710 (537 amino acids)
Molecular function (GO): protein binding; zinc ion binding
Source: RefSeq, a predicted model, not a curated record
GCCAACGUCACCGGGCUGAAACGAAACUCAGUGAGGAGUUUUCAAAGUGUUGUCGGUUUCGGUUGCGUGAGCAGCUUCUUUGAACACGUUACAGAUAUGGCCAGUCUGCUGUCCGAGGAGAGGUUCCUCUGUUCCGUCUGUCUGGAUGUGUUCACUGAGCCAGUCUCAACGCCAUGCGGACACAACUUCUGCACCGCAUGUAUCCACACGUAUUGGGACGGCAGUGGCCCUUGCCAGUGUCCAUUAUGCAAAAAUGAAUUUCCCCAGAGACCUGAGCUCCAAGUCAACACGUUACUGUCGGAGUUAGCUGCAGAGUUUAAGACAUUACUUCAAGUCAAGGCCUCAGCUCCUGACCCGCAGCGUCCUGCCACAGCAGAUGUUCUUUGCGACAUCUGCUUUGAGACGAAGGAACAUGCGGUUAAAUCUUGUCUGACGUGUCUCGUGUCCUUCUGUGAAGCUCACCUGGAGCCACAUCAGAGAGUUGUCGGUCUCAAGGGCCACACACUAUUCGACCCGGUGAAGAAUCUGGAAGACAGAAUGUGCAAGACGCACAGCAAGAUAACCGAAUUGUACUGCAGGACUGACCGGGCCUCUGUUUGCGUCUCGUGUAUCAGAACCCAUCACAAGAGCCACGAUGUUGUCUCACUUGAGGAGGAGUAUGAAGCGACGAUGGCAAAAAAAGGUGAGGCGAUGGCAAGUAUUCAAGAGAUGACACGGGCGCGGAACGAGAAGAUAGAGGAGUUGGAAAAGGCAUUUGAUGUCCGCCAAACAGAAGCUGAGAAGGAGAAAGAAGCCAGUCUGCAGGUCUUCACAGACUUGAUCCGCUCCAUCCAGAGAAGCCAGGCCGAACUAGUUGGGGUGAUUGAUGAGAGACACAGAGCCACCAAGCAGAAGGCCGAAGAUUUGAUCAGAGAACUGAGGGUGGAGGUCGCGGAGCUGGAGAGCAGAAGCAGUCAGCUGGAGCAGCUGUCCCAGUCCAAGGAUCACCAUUACUUUCUGCAGAGUUUCCCAGCCUUGUGCUGUCCUCUAAACGCCAACUGGGGCAACGUUGGCGGUCACAGCGAUGCGUCUUUCGAGGCAGCGAGAGGCGCCGUGGCUCUGCUGAAACGGAGAGUUGAUGAAAUAAUGGAGGAGCUCCCUGAGAUCAAAAUGAAAAGAAUGAGAGAACAUGCAGUGGACUUGACUUUUGAUCCCGAUACAGCGAAUUAUUCACUUGUCAUUAGUCCGGAUGGAAAACAAGUGACCAAUCUAGGCACAGGCCAGAAUCUUCCCCACAAUCCAAAGAGAUUUGAAACAUGUACAGAUGUUUUGGCCGAGGACGGGUUUACAACAGGGAAGUUUUACUAUGAGGUGCAAGUGAAAGGAAAUACUGAGUGGCUUCUCGGAGUGGUCAAAGAGUCUGUGGAUAGGAGGGGGAACGAACUUCUGUCAGUAAAAAAUGGUGCUUGGAACAUUGGGAUUGAUGAAGGAAUAUAUCGUGCAUAUACAUCAAAAAGUGUGAAACUCACGCUGAAAGACAAGCUUCAGAAGGUGGGCAUCUUUGUGGACUACAAUAAAGGAGAGGUUUCUUUCUUUGACGUGAAUUCUAAAUUGCAUAUCUAUUCUUUCACUGGCUACCACUUUACAGAGAAACUUUAUCCAUACUUUAGUCUUCUAAACAACAAAGAUGAAGCCCCUCUCAUCAUAACCCCUGUACCUGAAACACACUGAGUUUGUUUCUUCUUUAAAGACCACAGAAUAUCAAGCAUUGGUCUCUAUUAACACACUUAACAGGCCUUCUUAAAGUAUUAACAACACAUGUAAACUGUUAUAAAAAGGUCAUCAGAGUCAUGCGUAUUUUGUAAAAAAUAUUUGUAUGUUUAUAAAGUCUUUUUGAAAGAGACAGAAAGAAGAAAGACGAGUUUGUAAAACAUUCGUCACUUUGCUGGUUUCUGUAAUUUAUAGUGAUUUCUGUGCAUUUGACACAUCUGGCAGAAUAAACUAGACAUGUAGACUAAUGUCAUUUCCUGUAAGAUCUGUCUCAAUAUUAAACUCAAAGUUGUAAAAUA